UUCAAAAAUAAGUUUGUUUAUAACCUAGACUAGUUGUUGCCAUGGUCAUGGACGGAUUUUUUAUAACAAAACAUUCGUAAUCGAUCAAACAAGUAUACAAAUAUCACAAUAAUCAGUGAUAAUUUAUAUCUAAUUAACAAUUAAAGUAAUUAAUUUAGAAUUAAUUGUUACAUAUAUUUUUUAGAGAUUUACAAAAAGUUAAAAAUAAAUAUCUAGGAUAAAAUGUUCAAAAAUACAUUUCAAAGUGGGUUCUUAUCAAUUUUAUAUUCGAUUGGAAGUAAACCUCUACAAAUAUGGGACAAAAAAGUACGUAAUGGCCACAUAAAACGUAUUACCGACAACGAUAUUCAGAGUUUAGUACUUGAAAUUCUUGGUAGUAACGUAAGUACUACGUACAUAACAUGUCCAGCUGACCCAAGAAAAACUCUGGGAAUAAAACUGCCGUUUUUAGUCAUGAUCAUUAAGAAUUUAAAAAAAUAUUUCACAUUCGAAGUUCAAGUAAUUGAUGACAAAAAUGUUCGCAGAAGAUUUCGUGCGAGCAAUUAUCAGUCGACGACUCGCGUGAAACCUUUUAUUUGCACGAUGCCAAUGAGACUUGACGAUGGAUGGAAUCAAAUCCAAUUCAAUCUUGCAGACUUUACCCGCCGUGCUUACGGGACAAAUUAUGUUGAAACAUUACGUGUACAAAUCCACGCUAAUUGUCGUAUACGUCGUGUUUAUUUUUCCGACAGACUGUAUUCCGAAGACGAAUUACCCGCAGAAUUUAAAUUAUUUUUGCCAAUACAAAAUAAAGCCAAAUGUUAAUUUACUUAGAAGACUUAACGUAACAAAUAAAUUAUUUUUUACGUUUUUUAAGUUUAAUCUUUGGCUUAGAAUUGAUAAUUAUUGGUUGCGUUUGAGAAGAUUCAUCUUUAAUUGAUUUUUUUUUAUUUUUAAAUGAAUUUAAAUCAGUUAGUGCCUGGUAAAGUUCACCGAUAGCGUCAUCAUUGUCCUGAUAAUGAUGAUCAUGUAAAUAAACACGACGAAAACGGAAAUUAGGAUGCAAUACAAUGCGUUGAAAUGACUUAUAAUCGGUAGAAUAGACGCCUUUGCACAAAGUAAUUAAAUUUAUUUCAACUUUAUUCCAAUUAUCUGCAAGUACCAAAGGAAUAAAUGCUGUUGUUGCCGUUAUCUUUUGUAUUUUUUCACGUGCUGUGUUAGCCACGAGGACGAAACGACGUCGGCAAUUGCACUCAUCGAUAAUCUAAAUAAAAAAAUAAUGUUUGUUAAUAUUUUUUCUAAUUGUUAUUUAUUAUUGACGGGUAAAAGCGUCGGGUUGAGUGACGUGGGACCUGGAAUUCGAUUUUCCCUUCGAGCUUAAGAUUUUUCAAGACCAGCACGAGAACCGGUAGCUUUAUAUCUAGUGAAGCUUCGGGAUCUGCUGGACAAAUCAGCGAAGUCGGUAUGUAAUCUUUGCUGUUACUACGCUCGCUUUUCCCAAUUACUUCGAUUACUCGAUCGUUUUUUAGUAAAUUGUCUUUUACUCGCUUUAUUUUCCCGUCUAGUGAAAUAAAUUUUGACCAUUGUACCAAAGGAUUUUCAAUUACACUACACAAUAAAAAUUC
This is a messenger RNA of Microplitis mediator, 1604 nucleotides long. RefSeq names its product cilia- and flagella-associated protein 20 (gene Bug22). Gene Ontology annotation, cellular component: ciliary basal body; motile cilium. Gene Ontology annotation, biological process: positive regulation of cell motility; regulation of cilium beat frequency involved in ciliary motility; cilium assembly. Bases 223 to 804 code for a protein of 193 amino acids. The record is from RefSeq and is a predicted model, not a curated record. The transcript is spliced from 3 exons. Lineage: Eukaryota; Metazoa; Arthropoda; Insecta; Hymenoptera; Braconidae.